This is a messenger RNA of Cryptomeria japonica (Japanese cedar), 645 nucleotides long. RefSeq names its product citrate-binding protein-like. The coding region runs from base 1 to 645 and encodes 214 amino acids. NCBI's taxonomy places the organism in Eukaryota, Viridiplantae, Streptophyta, Pinopsida, Cupressales, Cupressaceae. The transcript is spliced from 2 exons. The record is from RefSeq and is a predicted model, not a curated record.
AUGGCGAGGAUGCUAGGGAUUUUGAUCAGUGCUAUUUUGAUUUGGAUUGCAAGUGUUAAUGCGGAUCCAACUGUCUCACCUACUCAAGGCUUUACCGAAGUGGUGUUAAAUGCGACAAAUUUUAUGAUACAAAAGCCAUAUGACAAGGAGGAAUACGAGCGGUACAGCUUCAUUGAUGGCGUCCAUUCCAUGUGGGUAUACAAAGAUGACAAACCCCACACUCCUGAGAGCAAGACUAGGCCCAGGACAGAAAUCCGCAUCGAGGGAUAUGACUAUACAGAGGGAGUGUGGCAAUUCGAGGGUGAGGUGUAUGUACCACAUGGAACAUCGGGUGUAUGCGUGAUGCAGGUUUUCGGCGGUGUUCAACACGCCACGUCGUUCAUGCUGCUUGCUUCCAACGGAGUGCUAAUGCGUUACAAUGACCAAGUGGUGGCGUCUGAAAUUUAUGAUCGGUGGAUUCAUCUCAACAUUAUCCACAAUGCAGAUGAAGGGAAAGUGUCCGUGUUUGUGGACGGGAAUGAGAAGGUAUUGGCUGAUGACAGAGGUCGUGCCAACCAUUAUUUUAAGUGUGGAGCUUACGCUGGUGUUAACGCUUCAUCUUGCAUGGAAUCUCGCUGGAGAAAUAUCAAACUGUGGACCAAAUGA